UCCCCAAAACCCAUUACUUUCUUCCCUUUAAUUUGGUUAAUACCAAAUAAAAAUAGAAAAUUUAUGAAAACGCAGUUCAAAUUUUAGAAUCUUGUAGAAAAUUUUUCAUUUUGAAAAUAGGCUUCAUGUGUGGGUUUGUGAGACAAGGGGUAAACAGAAUAUGCAGAGGGAGAUAAUGAGCAAGAAGAAGAGUAGUCAGGUUCAUUGUCUUCCCUCUGGUGAUCUCAUGACAGCUUCAACUUCAAAACGCAUUCCUGAGAUCAGAUUGUACAAAGCCUGGAAGGGUAACAACAGAUUUUUCUGUGGUGGGAGGCUAAUCUUUGGUCCUGAUGUAUCAUCUCUGUUCCUAACCUCCUUCUUGAUUGGAGCUCCUGCCCUUACAUUCUGCAUAAGGAUGCUCGUCUGGAUCCGAAGAGGCGACCCUUUCUUCAACUACACCGUUCUGACUUCAGGAUUUAUCCUCACCCUCUUGGACUUUUUGUUUCUAUUGUUGACAUCAGCUAGGGAUCCAGGAAUCAUCCCUAGGAACAAAACAUCAAUGAAUCUUGAAGAUGGUUCAGAGAGUUCAUUGACACAAUCUAUGGAAUGGGUCAACAACAAAACUCCUCAUCUCAAGGUUCCUAAAACAAAAGACGUUUUUGUAAACGGCUACACUAUCAAAGUCAAGUUCUGUGAUACUUGCUUGCUCUACCGUCCACCACGCGCAUCACACUGCUCCAUAUGUAACAACUGUGUCCAACGCUUUGAUCACCAUUGUCCAUGGGUCGGACAAUGCAUCGCCCGUCGAAACUACCCAUUCUUCAUCUGCUUCAUCUCAACGUCAACAUUGUUAUGCCUAUAUGUCUUUGUGUUCUCGUGGAUCAAUCUAAUCAGACAGCCUGGGAAACUAUGGAGGACAAUGUCUCAUGAUAUAGUCUCUGUCAUUCUUAUAGUCUAUACAUUUGUUGCUGUCUGGUUCGUUGGUGGACUAACCAUUUUCCACUUCUAUCUAAUGUCAACAAAUCAGACAACAUAUGAGAAUUUUCGGUACCGUUAUGAUAAGAAAGAAAAUCCUUACAAGAGAGGGUUACUGAAGAACGUUAAAGAAGUGUUCUUCGCCAAGAUCCCGCCUUCUCAACUAGAUCUCAGAGCAAUGGUACCAGAAGAAGAUGAUUUGACAAUAGCAUCAGAGUAUCAAUCAGAAUAUAGUUCAUCAGUCAGAUAUGAUUCAGAAAUGGGAGGCAAGCUCACUAAUCGGGAUAGUCCAAAGAAGCUUCCUAUGCGCGCACGAAACUUAGAUAAUAUUGACCUUAGUGAUGACUAUGACAAAUCUCUGGCUACUAGAGAUGAUGUUUCUCUUGACCUUUCUUCUCAUCUCAACUAGACUUGCUGCAAGUAAUUUUAAUGAAGAGAACCUCGUAAUGGUGUUAUCAUCUUUGUCUAUAUUGUCAAGAACAUUCUGAUGAAACUUGUGUAACAAGAAUUACAAACGACUGGAGGUUUAAUGUAUGUGUCAUUGUCAUGUACAAGAAUCAAAACUGUAGACUUAGAACACCAAAAUAUUAAACAUUCGGUUGGAUUGGCAAACAUUGUCUAAAAGAUAUGUUGUUGUCUAACUUUUCUAUCAUAUUCAUUUAAUUAAAUUGGUCUUUCCUGCUACUGUAUUAAAAGAUAUUCAUUGUAUUUAAAAAAUUUAAGCUAUAAACAUUUUUUUAACUAUUGUAAAA
Molecule: messenger RNA, 1706 nt
Organism: Raphanus sativus (radish)
Lineage: Eukaryota; Viridiplantae; Streptophyta; Magnoliopsida; Brassicales; Brassicaceae
Product: probable protein S-acyltransferase 3
Exons: 5
Coding region: 161-1363 (400 amino acids)
Biological process (GO): peptidyl-L-cysteine S-palmitoylation; protein targeting to membrane
Cellular component (GO): Golgi apparatus; endoplasmic reticulum
Molecular function (GO): protein-cysteine S-palmitoyltransferase activity
Source: RefSeq, a predicted model, not a curated record